CGAAUCGUUGCAAAGCCAACAACCUUGGCUAAAAUUCAAAACUUGGCUUUUGUCAAACGCAAACUAAACCUCAGCCGGGCAAGUCGAGCCAAGUCAAGUCUUUCAUGAAAUCGGAAAAAAGAAAGCAAAGUGUGAGAAAUCAUUUCAGGAAGAAAGCGGAGUUGAGUUCGAACGAAGGAUAAGAAAAUAACAGAUUCGAGUUAAUAUUGCGACAAAGUGAGUAUUUGCCAGGAUAAAAGCGAGGAGCAGCGGAAACUUAUGUGCACAACACAUUAGGAACGCAACGUGGCUGACUUUUCCGCUUAUGAAUUGCUGACGCGCUUAAAUGUGACAUUUUGAGAAUUGCCAACUUGAAAUUGUGAAUUGCUUUGGCGCGUGUUAGUAAAGCGACGCAGGAGCAGCAACAAUCAGGACAAACACGCGUCCAACUAGACUAGACUCGACUACAAAUGUCGGAUUGCCUGGGAUAAUUUAAAGUCAAGUGUUGUUGCAUUUUAACAAUUCCCUCUUUACCACCUCCUGAUUCUUGUUUACCGAAUGCACCAAUACUCUACACUCAAGCAAAAAUGUUAGUCAGAAUAACGCAACAAUUUGCCAUUCUAAUUAUAACAAUUUCGGUGUACGUGGCGGGCAUACGAAAUGGAGGCACCACAAAUGAAAUGUCACCGAACUCCUAUUACGAAAGCUCUUUCAAUAUGCCAAACAAUUUCAUUACAUCGCAGCCCCUUACGGAAAGUUCACAUUCCAUGAAUGCUGCACGUCAAACAAAUGAAUUUCGUCCAUCGCAAAUAAUAGAAUUUACAACUUCGGACGCUAUGGCGCCACACACCUACCCACCCAGCUAUAUUGGCUUAAAUUAUGCUGCAUCAACAGCAAAUAUACAAACUGCUUAUGAUAUGAACAAACAAUUCACAUUUCCUAGUGAGCAGCAACAGCAACACAGACAGGAAACAUUAGCUCCAGCAGCAACAGCAAUAACCGCAAAUACUUACAACAAAUAUCAAACGGACGCUCAAUCCUCAGUGCCAGCAACAUUACAAUCGAUGCCAAUUUUAAGCUAUCGAGACCCUUAUACCAAUGAGAAUUAUCAAUACACACCAACAACACCUCGAGAAGACGAUUAUUAUCAAUAUCAACAGCAGCCUCAAGAAUAUACUGUACACUCAACGUUGUUAGUCGGUAGCAACAAACAGAACUACGAGCAAUCAAAUCGUGGACCUUAUCAACGUCCUGGUCUUGUGUUCGAUGAACAAUUAAGUCCAUCUUAUGACCGUCCAAUUUAUGCACAACAAACGACGCAGCCAUAUCGACAACAUCCAAAUCAGCUACCCAUGUACACAGGUAGACCUACUCCAUUGACACAACGCCCAACGCAUCAAUAUCAUAAAAAACCCGAGCAGCAGAAAUUGUCUUACGAUUCGCAUGAUUACCCACCGCCAAGUUAUUAUCAAUACCCACAAAAGCAACAACAGCAACAGAAGCAACAAAAGCAACAACAACAACGACCAAUACAUUUCCAAUCUCCGCAACGACAAGAUAAUGCAAAUUAUGUGCCAACGUAUGCAACAUCCCCGCCAUCAUCAACGUCGUCAUCUAAUUAUGCAAACAACUUUGGUAAUUAUUUGCAGGGCGAAAACUUUGCAGGAAAUUAUGUGCAUCCUACCCCGCCAACGUAUGCAGGAACAUCAGCAUUUGGCGCUGUAAGACCACCAAAUUCAUUUAACACACAAACGUCACCUAGCAACUAUUAUGGCUAUCAAAUAGGAGAAAUACCCCCACAACAACAGCCGGGUCAUAAUUAUCCUAACUAUAGACCAACAGCUCCACAACCUCACUACCAACCCUACCCUCAACAGCCACCGCAACAAACAAAUGGAUUGGCUUCGUUAGCCUCGCUACUUACAACAACACAACAAUACGCACCGCAAUUCACGAAUUUGUUGCUUGGCGGCGGCGGAGGCUCAACAUCAGCAGGAAAUCCACUGGGUUCACUCAUAGGCGCCUUUACUGGUGCACCCGCAAAUAGUUUUGCUGGAGGUGGCGGCAGUGGCUUAGCCACACGACCGCUUAACACGCAACUGAUUAGAGCUCUUGAGAAUAUUGCACGCAAUGAUGAUUUGCAGUGUGUGCCGAAGGUAUUGUGCCAAAUGAUUGCCGGCCAAACGCAACGUGGACAAUUGCCCAGUUUUGUUACAUCUCCAGCAAUCACAAAUUUCCUUGCCGGAUUUCCUGCCUUCUCUCCAGCGCUUAUCUAUGGACGUGCGGCAUUACUUGGCAUAAGUGGCGGCGAUAAGAGCUGUACGCGCACUUACGAGAAAUGCCCAAAAAACGAGUAUGAAAUUCUUCAUUAUCUCAACAAUCAUCGUGGUGGCUUUUUCAAGUUCUUUAGCGAGCCGGAAGAACAACCUACAGUCACGGACACACAAACUAGUGGUGGCAGUACAGGCGGAGGAGGUUCUCUAUUUAGCAUUUUAUCAGCGUUAGCCGGCAAUCCUAUUCCAACAACAACCACGACAACACCACGGCCAAGACCAAAACCCACAAUGCCUACUUUGGAUAUUACAAGCGGCAUAGGAAACUUCUUCACACAAGUUUUGUCUGAUUAUUUGGGUGGUGUGGAGUAUCAACGACGUCGUCGGCGUAGAUCUACUGAUUUUGACUUACCAGUAGACAGUUCACAGGAAGAAUCUUCAGAUACCGACUUUGAGGAUUUUCAUGAUGAUGAAGAUGAAGAGGAUACACAAAGCGGUCCCGAAAGCGAGACAGAAAUUGAAACACAGUUUGAUGAUGCCGAAGGAAGAAUUUUACAUAAAGAGAUUUUAGGUUUGGACCAACCGAAAUUCUUUCCGGAAGUUGAUAGUCAUACAGAAAAUAAUGAUAUAAAAAAUAUUAUAGAAAAAUAUAAUAAUGAAAAAGCGGAAAGAAAAUUAAAAUUUCCAAGUGCCACAACCGAAAGACAAUAUGAGAAUGUGCGAAAAGAAAAAAAAUUGGGUGUAGAAACUGACGAGAAAAAUGAAAAUGAUUAUGAUUCUAAGAAAAUUGUAUUUGACGACAGUGAUAAGGAUCAAAUAACCGAGAAUACACAUAUUACUAAAAACUAUGGACAUACUCGUAAUGAGCGCAUAAUUUUCCCUGAUCAGCACAAGAGAGAAAUACGUAUAGGUCGCAUUAUAAAUCGUCCAUCUUAUGCUGGUAAUUAUAAUAAUUAUGUACGCAGUCAGGAUGAUAAUGACAAAUUCGUCAUAUCUAAUUCACAUCGUCAGCCCUAUUAUCAAACAAGCACUUCACACUUGACAAAAGAGUCGUAUGCAUCUAGCCACUCCAGCAGCAGUAGUUCCUCAUAUAAUACAAAUUCCCUUUACCACCGCUAUCCUAAUCAUAAUUAUGAAAAUAGUAAUUAUAGUUAUCUUAAUGAUAAUUAUGUGACGAAUAAUCGUUAUGGUAGUAACUAUCAGGGAAUCAGAACUACACGUAGCCCUUACACAGCUACAACGACUAGCAAACGUGAGGAUAAUAAAAAUAUAUAUAUCACAAAUGGACAGGGUGUGACGGAAUACUUUAUAACGCCUGAUGGUCGUAAAGUUUAUCUCUAGGCCUUUUUGUAUAUAAGUCAAUGUGUGUAAUAUAUAAAAUGUAAACUAUUAGAUAGGUAAAUUAUUAAACUAAGGUGUUGUAGACUAAACUCCAACUGUACAUAAAACCCAACUUGCAAAAUGAUUAU
Messenger RNA from Teleopsis dalmanni, 3721 nucleotides. RefSeq lists its product as uncharacterized. The transcript has 5 exons. The record is from RefSeq and is a predicted model, not a curated record. Lineage: Eukaryota; Metazoa; Arthropoda; Insecta; Diptera; Diopsidae. The coding region runs from base 567 to 3593 and encodes 1008 amino acids.